Messenger RNA from Acomys russatus (golden spiny mouse), 3102 nucleotides. RefSeq names its product chloride voltage-gated channel 1 (gene Clcn1). The transcript is spliced from 23 exons. The record is from RefSeq and is a predicted model, not a curated record. Gene Ontology annotation, cellular component: membrane. Gene Ontology annotation, molecular function: voltage-gated chloride channel activity. Gene Ontology annotation, biological process: transmembrane transport; chloride transport. NCBI's taxonomy places the organism in Eukaryota, Metazoa, Chordata, Mammalia, Rodentia, Muridae. Bases 85 to 3045 code for a protein of 986 amino acids.
GCGAAAGCAGAGGCUUAAGGAGCUACUGGGGGGAGAUUGGGAGCAAGCAGGCCAAGGCCUGGCUGGGGCUUGGGGGGACGACACAUGGAGCGGUCCCAGUCCCAGCAGCAUGGAGGUGAACAAAACUGGUGGGGCAGUGCCCCCCAGUACCAGUACAUACCCUUCGAACACUGUACCAGCUAUGGACUGCCCUCAGAGAAUGGGGGGCUUCAGCACCGGCCGAGAAAGGACAUGGGUCCGAGGCACAAUGCCCACCCAACACAGAUAUAUGGCCAUCACAGAGAGCAAUAUUCGUAUAAGGAACGUGACAAGGACAUGCCCAAAAAGAUGGGCUCCAGUUCUACCUUGGACAGCUUGGAUGAGGACCACUAUUCUAAAUGUCAAGAUUGUAUCCGCCGCCUGGAACGUGUGGUCAGAAGAAAGCUGGGGGAAGACUGGAUCUUCCUUGUGCUCCUGGGCCUACUGAUGGCUCUAGUCAGCUGGUGCAUGGACUAUGUUAGUGCCAAGAGCCUUCAGGCCUACAAGUGGACCUAUGCCCAGAUGCAGCCCAGCCUCCCUCUGCAGUACCUGGCCUGGGUCACCUUCCCACUUAUCCUCAUCCUCUUCAGCGCUUUGUUUUGCCAGCUCAUCUCACCCCAGGCUGUGGGCUCUGGAAUCCCUGAGAUGAAGACAAUUCUUCGUGGUGUUGUCUUGAAGGAGUACCUCACAAUCAAGGCCUUCGUAGCCAAGGUGGUGGCCUUGACCGCUGGGCUGGGCAGUGGCAUCCCUGUGGGGAAAGAGGGUCCCUUUGUUCACAUUGCCAGUAUCUGUGCUGCUGUCCUCAGCAAGUUUAUGUCCAUGUUCUGUGGUGUCUAUGAGCAGCCAUACUAUUACACUGACAUCCUGACAGUGGGCUGUGCCGUGGGGGUCGGCUGCUGUUUUGGAACACCACUUGGAGGAGUGCUGUUUAGCAUCGAGGUCACCUCUACCUACUUUGCUGUUCGGAAUUACUGGCGAGGCUUCUUUGCAGCCACAUUCAGUGCCUUUGUGUUCCGUGUCCUGGCGGUGUGGAACAAAGACGCUGUUACCAUUACUGCUCUGUUCAGAACUAAUUUCCGAAUGGAUUUCCCCUUUGACCUGAAGGAACUCCCAGCGUUUGCUGUCAUUGGGAUUUGCUGCGGAUUCUUGGGAGCUGUUUUCGUUUAUCUGCAUCGCCAAGUCAUGCUCGGUGUCCGAAAGCACAAGGCUCUCAGCCAAUUUCUUGCUAAGCACCGCCUGCUAUAUCCUGGAAUUGUUACCUUUGUCAUCGCCUCACUCACCUUUCCUCCAGGAAUGGGUCAAUUCAUGGCUGGAGAGCUGAUGCCCCGUGAAGCCAUCAGUACCCUGUUUGACAACAACACAUGGGUAAAGCACAUAGGUGACCCCAAAAGCCUGGGUCAGUCAGCUGUGUGGAUUCACCCCCAGGUCAACGUAGUCAUCAUCAUCCUUCUCUUCUUCAUCAUGAAGUUUUGGAUGUCCAUUGUGGCUACCACUAUGCCCAUCCCCUGCGGAGGCUUCAUGCCUGUCUUUGUGCUCGGAGCUGCAUUUGGAAGGCUGAUAGGAGAGAUUAUGGCCAUGUUAUUCCCUGAGGGUGUCGUAUUUGAUGACAUCAUCUACAAGAUCUUACCUGGGGGCUAUGCAGUAAUUGGAGCAGCAGCUUUGACAGGGGCUGUCUCCCACACAGUCUCCACUGCUGUGAUUUGCUUCGAAUUAACUGGUCAGAUUGCUCACAUCCUGCCCAUGAUGGUGGCUGUUAUCUUGGCCAACAUGGUGGCUCAGAGCCUGCAGCCUUCCCUCUAUGACAGCAUCAUUCAGGUCAAGAAGCUUCCCUAUUUGCCUGACCUUGGUUGGAACCAGCUCAGUAAAUUUACAAUCUUUGUCGAGGAUAUCAUGGUACGUGAUGUGAAGUUUGUCUCAGCUUCUUGCACGUACGGAGAACUGAGAAACCUACUCCAGACCACCACAGUCAAGACUUUACCAUUGGUUGAUUCCAAAGAUUCAAUGAUCCUGCUGGGCUCUGUGGAACGCUCAGAACUACAGUCCCUCCUGCAGCGCCACCUGUGUGCUGAGAGGAGGUUGAAGGCUGCCCAGGACAUGGCUCGCAAGUUAUCAGAGCUGCCCUAUGAUGGCAAGUCGCAGCAAGCUGGGGAAUGGCACCCUGGCGGAGGCCGACCUGAGUCCUUCGCCUUUGUAGAUGAAGAUGAAGAUGAGGACCUCUCCAGGAAGACAGAGCUUCCACUACCUCCUCCUCCACUUCUGCCCUUUCCUGCUGCUCCAUCAUACCCUGAAGAGCCUAAUGGACCUCUGCCCAACCACAAACAGCCACCUGAAGUCCCAGACCCUGCAGGUCAAAGAUCUUCCGUCUUUCAGCGCCUGAUGCCCUGCUUACUGGCCAGAGGUCACUCCACAAAGAAGAAAGCAGCCCAGGACUCAACAGACUUAGUGGAUAACAUGUCACCUGAAGAGAUUGAGGCCUGGGAGCAGGAACAGCUGAGCCAGCCUGUGUGCUUUGAUUGCUGUUGCAUCGACCAGUCUCCUUUCCAGCUGGUGGAGCAGACAACGCUGCACAAGACUCAUACACUCUUCUCACUUCUUGGCCUCCAUCUUGCCUAUGUGACCAGCAUGGGGAAGCUCAGAGGUGUCUUGGCACUAGAAGAGCUACAGAAAGCUAUUGAGGGCCACACCAAAUCUGGAGUGCAGCUCCGCCCUCCUCUUGCCAGCUUCCGGAAUACAACAACUCGAAAAAGUCCUGGGGGACCACCCCCUCCUGCAGAGGGCUGGAAUCUGCCUGAGGGUGGAGUUGGGGCUCCUGGAACAGAAGCCAUGAUUCCUACCAUGCCAGAGACUCCUGUACCACCACCAUCUCCAGAGGCCCCUUCUUUCCCGGCCCCAGCCAGAGAGGAGGGGGAGCUAGAGGAACUGGAGCUGGUGGGGAGCCCAGGGCCUGAGGAGGAACUGGCUGACAUCUUGCAUGGCCCCAGCCUGCGGUCCACUGAUGAGGAAGAUGAGGACGAGCUAAUCCUUUAAAGAACCCCCUCUAACCUUUCUUCAUAACAACCAUGGGCCUCAUGCCAGAGAGUGGGC